Messenger RNA from Osmerus eperlanus (European smelt), 1305 nucleotides. RefSeq names its product peroxisomal succinyl-coenzyme A thioesterase-like. Lineage: Eukaryota; Metazoa; Chordata; Actinopteri; Osmeriformes; Osmeridae. Gene Ontology annotation, biological process: fatty acid metabolic process; acyl-CoA metabolic process. Gene Ontology annotation, molecular function: fatty acyl-CoA hydrolase activity. The transcript is spliced from 10 exons. The coding region runs from base 1 to 1305 and encodes 434 amino acids. The record is from RefSeq and is a predicted model, not a curated record.
AUGUCAGAGAAGAAUAUGAGCGCCAUGCUGUCCGUCAGUCCGUCCAGGGGACUAGUGGAUGAAAAGUUCCGAGUGGUUGUGAAGAAUUUGUUAUCUGGACAAGACGUCACUCUGCACUCCCUACUGCGCUCUGAGGAUGACGACCUCUGGCAGGCUUUUGGACAUUAUGUCAGCGAUGAUGAAGGAACCGUGAAAGUUGCAGAACAUGUGUGUGUGGGAGGAUCGUACCAGGGCAUGGAGCCCAUGGGUCUGCUCUGGAGCAUGAAGCCAGUGCCUGGGAGUAGAACAGGACUCAGGUUGCGGAAGAAGGAUCUCAGCACCCCGAUGUUGGUGCACAUCUCUGUGUACUGUGGCCACAUCAGCCAGGGGUUCAGAGAGACGAAGGCGUUGGCUUGUGCCGUCGCCGAGCGCUGGUACAUGGCGCCAGGCGUCCGCAGGGUAGAGGUCACAGAGGGCGGGGUCAGAGGAACGCUCUUCCUGCCUCCAGGUUCUGGACCUUUCCCUGGAAUUUUGGACAUGUGGGGAGGGGGUGGAGGCUUAGUGGAGUACCGUGCCGCCCUGCUUGCAUCACAUGGGUACGUUUCCAUGGCACUGGACUACAUGUCACCAAAGGCCUUGUCAGACCCCUCUAGACAAGUUGGAAAACAGUACUUUGAGGCUGCAUUCACCAUUCUGAAGGAGCAUCCCCAGGUGUGCAGUGACCGGGUCGCCAUGUUUGGACUGUCCUUUGGCACCUCCGUUGUCCUGUCGAUGGCGGUGUACUCGUCCGUGAUCCAGCCCAGGUGCCUGGUAUGUUUGAGCGGGAGCCACGUGCAGCCACUGCGGGGAUCUCUGGCUGACGUCUUUAAGGAUAUUGAGAAAGAUUCCCACAAGACCCGUUAUGAUGAGGAGCAUCGAGUGAUCUGGCGAGAUCUUCUCUUGCCGAUACCCUCCGACCCCAGCAAGAAGGUUGCUGUGGGGCAGUUACAGUGUCCUCUGCUGUUGAUCGUGGGUGAAGAUGAUCAGAACUGCGCAUCUGCUGAGUCGGCUGAAGACAUGGAGAAGAUGAUGGAGGAGGCUGGAAACAGUCAUCUGUUGACCAUCCUCUCCUACCCUGGGGCGGGACACCUGAUUGAGCCCCCCUACACCCCGCAUAUUGCCUCUAGCAACUUUAUGGUUGCUGCAUCAGGAGGAAAAGUGGUGGCUCUCUGGGGAGGGGAGGUCAGAGCGCACUCUCGUGCCCAGGAGGACUCCUGGCACAGAAUCUUGGCCUUCCUGGAGCAGCACCUUUACGGCCCAGACCUGAAAACCCCCGGGGACCUGUGA